GAGAAGUCUCCCACCGCUGCCGCCAUGCCCAAGAAUAAAGGGAAAGGAGGUGAAAAUAGACGCAGAGGUAAGAAUGAGAAUAAAUCUGAAAAAAGAGAGCUGGUGUUCAAAGAAGAUGGGCAAGAGUAUGCUCAAGUAAUCAAAAUGUUGGGAAAUGGACGAUUAGAAGCGUUGUGUUUUGAUGGUGUAAAGAUGUUAUGUCACAUCAGAGGGAAAUUGAGAAAAAAGGUUUGGGUAAAUACCUCAGACAUUAUAUUGGUUGGUCUACGAGACUACCAGGAUAAUAAAGCUGAUGUAAUUUUAAAAUACAAUGCGGAUGAGGCUAGAAGUCUGAAGGCAUAUGGCGAACUUCCAGAACAUGCUAACGUCAAUGAAACUGAUACAUUUGGCCCUGGAGAUGAUGAUGAAAUCCAAUUUGAUGACAUUGGAGAUGAAGAUGAAGACAUUGAUGACAUCUAAAUUGAACUCAACCAAAUUUUACAUUCCAGUUUCUCUGAGGAUAUUUGAACAAUUUGGAUUUUGGCUGCAGCCUAUUAAAGAAGAUUAAAGUUUCAUUAGCA
Camelus dromedarius (Arabian camel) is the source of this 560-nucleotide messenger RNA. RefSeq names its product eukaryotic translation initiation factor 1A, Y-chromosomal. The transcript has a single exon. The record is from RefSeq and is a predicted model, not a curated record. Bases 25 to 459 code for a protein of 144 amino acids. NCBI's taxonomy places the organism in Eukaryota, Metazoa, Chordata, Mammalia, Artiodactyla, Camelidae. Gene Ontology annotation, cellular component: cytoplasm. Gene Ontology annotation, molecular function: RNA binding; translation initiation factor activity. Gene Ontology annotation, biological process: translational initiation.